GCUGCCCCCGAGAAAGCGCUGUCGUUUCAUUAUCUCGCCAUUCUUCAGGGGAACAGAUCUGAUUUCCGUUGCCGCUGAACGUUCACGAGCUUGGCAUCUAAUAUAGCUUUUAUCGAAGCUACCUAUCUUUCUAUCAAUGGGCAGAGCGCUCUUGUUCCUAUUGUAGGGCUAAGCGCCUAACUUCCUGAUUGCUUUGUGACGGUGCACAGGUUAUAGUUCAGUCCAGCUACCAGACAGGUAUACAUAACAACUGUUGGGAAAGAUCGAAAUAGCUACAAAGUGUUGGUGUAACCAAACCACUGACUAGUUUGGCGCUGUGGCAGAUGGUCAAGCAACACUAUGGUAAUGACCUGGGCCUGAGUCAUGAAGAGAUGGAAAGUCUACAGACAUCAGCCGAAUCAACCACGCAGACACACACCAGCCUGACCAUGAUGCCUGGUGGAGAGGACUCUGGGAGGCUGGAGAGGCCAUCUACUCUGCGCCUCCAGCCAGGGGAUCGGGGCUCCUUUGAGCUCACCACGCCCCAGGGAGAGGACCUACCCUCACCCCUCAGACAGAGCUCUGUCAACUCAGGGAACACAGAUGAUGCUUGCAGCACCUCGUCUCGGCACACUCCUGACCCGUCCCUGGACCGCUCUGCCCCGGAGCGGGUCUCCAAGCGCUCUGAGCUCUCUCUGGACCUCAACUCUAAGUUGGACCGCUUCUCUGAACAGAGCGGCUCGGAGAGUGCAGAGGAAGAGGAGAGGGGGUGUGUGUCCCAGCAGCAUGGCAGGCUCUAUGUGAACAGGGUCUUCAACAUCAGUGCAGAAAAUAUGUUUGAGCUGCUCUUUACCGAAUCCCACUUCAUACGAAGAUUCAUGAACGCCAGGAAGAUCACCAAUGCCAUCCUCGCCCCGUGGCAGAGUGACGCGUCAGGCUCCAUGAAGAGGAGUCUCAACUACACCAUCACCAUCACAAACCCUCUGGUGGGCAAGUUCUCCACCGCCACAGAGAACCAGAUCCUGUACAAGGAGUCCAGGGAAGGUCAGUAUUACCUCGUCGACUCUGAGGUCUACACACACGACGUUCCGUACCAUGACUACUUCUACACUCAGAACCGCUACUGUAUCAUCCGCCAUUCCAAACGCAAAUGUCGACUCAGGGUGUACACUGAUGUGAAGUAUAAGAAGCAGCCGUGGGGGCUGGUCAAGUCCUUCAUCACCAAGAACUCUUGGAGUGGCCUGGAAGACUACUUCAGACACCUGGAAUCGGAGCUGAUGGAAGAGGAGGUGGAGCUGAACCAGGGAGGCGGAGACCCCGGUAAGAUGAUGGGCGGGUUGCGUCAUUGGCGGAGGAGGACGUUCAGUCGGACACUACAUGAUCACCUGAAGCCCAGCAAGCAGUACGAGCCCGACCUAGACACUCACAGAGAGGGCAACACGGAUCCCAUAGAAAUGAAUGGUCCACAUCGGUGGAACAUCUCUACCAUCGUAGCUGGGAUGAGCGUCAUUCUGCUGAUCCUAACAGUGCUGAACCUGGGGUUGUUCUUUAAGCUGUGGGCCAUGGAGGACGUGGCCACCCGCAUGUAUCUGAGCACCAAGCAACGCCUCCGGGAGAGGACCGAGCGCAGUUUUGCCCCUGACUUCUUCCCUGGACCGGCCCCGCAAUACAGGACCAGAGAGGAGACUUUGCUGCUGAAAGCAGUACUGCAGGACUCCAUCAACCUACUGGAGCAGCUCCGCAGAUCUCUGUCGCUGCUUCAGCAGAAAUUUGUAACCAACAGAACAGCAAUCCUGCAGUGACGCUGUCACACCUGGGGAUCUCACUGCGCCCUAUGAUCCCUGGGGUUGUAAAGGCUACAGGGACGCGCCUCUGAGGACCCUCUCUCGUAACCAGGGGCAUUGCUAUAGGGACGACCCACGCACAGACUUGUUACUAAGCGCAACAACGGUAUUAAAGUCCCAGGGCCUUUAAUAGUGUGGUACCAGGUAGAUGGAUGUUUUUAUAGCUCAACUGUUGGCACUGCGGAGGAAGAAAAUUGUUCACUGCGUACCCCUUCCAUUGCCAAGCCAAUCACAGCAGAUGUGAGCCAAUGGUGUGAUGAGUGCAGCAGAUGAGCGCCAAUGUUUUGAUAUAAAUAAAUGUCAAUGUAAGGAGUCCAUUAAAUAUUUUAACUUUU
Molecule: messenger RNA, 2158 nt
Organism: Coregonus clupeaformis (lake whitefish)
Lineage: Eukaryota; Metazoa; Chordata; Actinopteri; Salmoniformes; Salmonidae
Product: protein Aster-C-like
Exons: 13
Coding region: 324-1781 (485 amino acids)
Biological process (GO): intracellular sterol transport
Cellular component (GO): endoplasmic reticulum membrane; endoplasmic reticulum-plasma membrane contact site; plasma membrane
Molecular function (GO): sterol transfer activity; sterol binding
Source: RefSeq, a predicted model, not a curated record